AUGAGAUUCGCAAUUUUUGCAAAAAAAAACCACAUGUUUGUUGAGAUAUUUAAGAAAACAUAUACUAAUACUUUAAAGGCUUAUUUAAAUAGUCAAAAGGAUUCCAAAUCAAAGAAAUUACAGUCUAUUACUCAUGAAAAGUCAAUAGAUGCAUUUUUAUCUGCAAUUAGUUUGUCUGAAGCAAAUGUUGUAACUGAAAAAAAUAAUAUAAAAGUUAUUGGAGAAAAUCAAAGAAAUAUUUUACUUUUGCCAUAUGAAAAAGAAAAAGAGCUUCUUAAAAUUCAUGAACAGUUAAGAUCUGAUUUAAUUAUCCCAAGACGACCAUAUUGGGAUUCUAAUACUACUCCAGAAGAGCUUGAAAGGAAUGAAAAACAAGCGUUUUUUGAUUGGCGCAGAAAAUUAGCAUCUCUUCAGGAAGAUCAUGAUUUGCUUUUAACUCCAUUUGAACGAAAUAUAGAAGUUUGGAGACAAUUGUGGAGAGUGAUCGAAAAAUGCCAUUUAAUUGUUCAAAUUGUUGAUGCCAGAAAUCCUUUAUUAUUUAGAUCUAAAGAUCUUGAGCGUUAUGUUGAGGAAAUGGAUAAAAAAAAUUUUUUAUUAAUUAAUAAAGCGGAUUUAAUGACGUUAAAACAAAGAAAAUACUGGGCAGAUUAUUUUAAAAUGAAAGGAAUAAGUUACACAUUCUUUUCUGCAAUAUUGGGAAAAAAUAUAGAUAAAUAUCCUGUCGACAUAAAAUUUAAUAUUUGUGAAAAUAUAAAAAAUGAAAAUGUAUUUAAUGGAAAUAAAGGUUUUUUAAAUAAUAAUAAUAUUUUGGAUAAAAAUACAAAAAUAGAAAAUGAUUUUUUCGAGAAUGAAGAAACAAGAAUAGUAACUGUAAAUGAAUUAAAGCAAAUAUUUUUAAAAAAAAUACAAACAUUAAAGACUAAUAAUAACAAUGUUAAUAUUGAGAAUUUAGAAAAAUUUUACGUAGGGCUAGUGGGAUAUCCAAAUGUAGGAAAAUCAUCAACAAUUAACUCUUUAAUUGGUGAAAAAAAAGUAUCUGUAUCAGCUACUCCAGGAAAAACAAAACAUUUCCAAACUAUUCAUAUAACUGAUAAAUUAGUACUAUGUGAUUGUCCAGGACUAGUAUUUCCAAACUUUAGUACAACUAAGGCAGAUCUUGUUUGUAACGGCAUAUUACCAAUUGAUCAGCUUCAAGAUUACAUGAGUCCACUUUCUUUGAUUGUAGAACGUAUUCCAAAGUACGUUUUAGAAUCGAUAUACGGAAUUGUUAUAAAAACAGAGUCUUUUGAGGAAAACGAAACUAAAAUUUUUAUGCCUGAACAGUUCUUAAUAGAAUAUACAAUUAGUCGCGGAAUAGAUAAAUCUAAGGCUUCUAGAUAUAUUAUAAAGGAUUAUGUUAAUGGAAAAAUACUGUUCUGCAAUCCGCCUCCAGGAAUCGAUCCAGUCGUUUUUAAUUCUGAAUAUUUUAACUCAUUUAAAUCAUCUAUAAAAAGAUAUCCACAAACAAACGAUUCUAUUGAAGAGAAUGUAUCUGAAAGAACGAUGCUAAAUAAUAAAGAAAAGAUUUAUCGUAAAACUCAAGAAUUAAAAAAUAAUAAAUUACUAGCAUUUGAUAAAAAUUUUUUUUGCCAAAAUGAAUCAUCUUUGGAAUUAAAUCAAAAAAGUAAAGAAUUUUAUUAUAAAAAAUAUGUUGGACCUAUUAUGACACAUUCUUUUGAGCAUAAUUUACAAAAUAAUGUUUUAAAUAAAUCUAAAAAGCAUUUUAAUGUGAAUAAACGAAAAAAUCAUCGUGUAAAAAUAGUAGAGUGA
Molecule: messenger RNA, 1809 nt
Organism: Pneumocystis jirovecii RU7
Lineage: Eukaryota; Fungi; Ascomycota; Pneumocystomycetes; Pneumocystales; Pneumocystaceae
Exons: 6
Coding region: 1-1809 (602 amino acids)
Biological process (GO): ribosomal subunit export from nucleus
Cellular component (GO): cytosol
Molecular function (GO): GTP binding; GTPase activity
Source: RefSeq, a predicted model, not a curated record